Messenger RNA from Malania oleifera, 3632 nucleotides. RefSeq lists its product as uncharacterized. Gene Ontology annotation, biological process: asymmetric cell division. The transcript is spliced from 3 exons. Lineage: Eukaryota; Viridiplantae; Streptophyta; Magnoliopsida; Santalales; Ximeniaceae. The coding region runs from base 1374 to 3485 and encodes 703 amino acids. The record is from RefSeq and is a predicted model, not a curated record.
GAAUAUAUUCAGAGACCUGAGUUAUUUGCCUACGCAAAUAUAAAAUCAUAAAAUAGGAAAAGGUUGGUUUGGGAACAAUUCUUGAAAUAAUUCUUUUUCUGAUUUGAAGAAAUCAAACAAUAUUUCUAAAAUUUCUUAAAAAAUUUUCUUUAAUUGCAAAGCAUAUAAAAUAUAUUUUUCCUCUCCUUAAUUUCCCCGCUCUUGUCCGCUGCUUUCAACAAGAAAUAAUUAGUAUAAUAAGAACAACAAACAUGUAAUAAAUCCUUUAUUUAUUUAUUUAUUUGAAGAGAAAAUUCUCCCAUUUUCCUUUCGAACCUCAUUUUUUAAUUGCAACUCGUGGUGGUCGCCACAGGAAUGUAGAUAACAGUGAAACGGGCUUCAUGAUUCCAAGCAAUCCACUCAACGGCAAAUCCUCUCCGGCUUCUUAGAUUUGCUUCACAGGUUGUAAAAGCUCGUGCUUUCUUCAUGUCGGGAUUGAAGAAGUAAAGCCAUCCGUCGUCAUCAUCACCAUCUCCUUCCCUCUAUUUUUCUUCGCGUAGUUUAUCAUGUGGGUCUCGUGUGGGGAGGGUUUUGGUGAAGUGGAUUCUUCCCAUUGAUGGGUUGGGUUUUCAGUACAGAGGUUGCAGUCAUGUGGGUAUGGUUUGAAUUUCUGGUUUCUGUUCCGCAAAUGCAUGUGCCCAUUGCGGUUGCUGUUUCUGAUGGGAAAGAGUUCUUUUUUCCUUUGUCUUGGGGGAAAGUUGCUUCUAGUGGGUGGGUUUUGUAGUGCACUGGUUGCUUUCGUUUGGCUCUACUUCACCUUUUUGAUUUCCUCUAACAGGUGAGAGUCUGUUUGGGUUGCUGCUGUUUUUAUAACUGAGUUUCACCAUUUCUAAUAUAUCUGCCACAGAAGGUGGUCGUCACUGGGGCUCAUGUUCUGAUAUUUUCUGGGCGUAUUGAAUCUCUGGCAUUGUAUUUAAUUUUUUCUCAUUGUAUUUCGCCUGUUGCUUUUUAUUUCACUGGCCAAUAAUUAUUUCUGGGCUUGAGGAUUUUGAUUCUGCAAGUGCCUACCAUCUUACAGUGUUGCUCUUGGGUUUGGGCACUCCUAUUGUUGAAGUUAUUGUACGUGUAUUUUUUAUUCUGAGAAUUGAAUCAAAGAGGAAAAUUUGUUCUUUUGGACUUGAGUUAAUUUAGUUAUUGUGGAAGCUGUUUUGUUUUUGCAAUUAAUCAUGGCUGAGAGGGCUGAGAGGGUUCUGUCCCUGAGUUAGGCAUUGUCUUCAAUUCUUUUAUUCAUGGAAGUUGCUUUAUAUUGGUAUUUAAUGCUGAGCAUUGAAACGGAGGAAAAUUUGCGCACUGGAGCCCGCAUAGUCUUUUUUCUGCGGAAAAGAGAGUGAGAAAUGGACUUAUGGGUUUUUCUUGCGGCCACUGGUGCGGGAAAUUUAGUUAAGUUUUGGCAGAAUCUUUCAAAUGAUAAGGGCAGCUUCAAGGAGGCAUUUUCUGGGGGUUCUGAUGUUAAGGAACCUGGAGCAAAUUCAUCAAUUCAGCAUCUUUGUGACAAGAGCUGCCCCUUUGGCAGAUUAGCAUGGAGCAGAAGACUUCACGAAGAUGCUUCUAUGGUGGGCGACGUGGUGUUUGAUGGGAGAGUGUCAGAUGUAUCUUGCACAAGCGGUGCUUCAGCAGCAGAAGCUGCUUCUACUAGUGGGCUAGAUGGUGAAAAACUAUUAUAUUUUGAUAAUUAUGAUGGUUACAAUGCAUGUUCAAUAUCAAGCUUGCCACUGGAGCUGUCAAGAAAUGAAAGUCUUCAAGAUAAUAGGUUUGGAAUCAGGCCAGGUGGUGAUAUUGAAGACCUUUCUAGCAAUUUAUUAACUAAAUAUUCCACAGAAGGAAUUGGUUCUUUUUGGAGUUCUUCGAGGACCAGAUACUCCCUUAGAAGUAGAAGGUCUCAUAUGCAUUUUGUUAGACCUUUAAGCUCUAUAGAAAGUUGCCUCUUGGCUCAACUAUACAAGGAAAAUACUGAAAUAAAAGAUUAUGUGCUUAGUUUCCUUCCAUCAAAGUCUGUACCACCUUUAAGGCCAUUGUUUGUAACAGAUGGAAGCCAAAUAAUAAAUAGGGCAAAUGGUGAUUCUCUCAAUGCACAGGUUGAAACUGAUGAAAAUAAUGAACAUAAGGAAACUUAUGUUGAAGAAAACAAGAAUAUUUUUGGGGUUCCUCUGCUACAAAAAAUUGUGUCUAUGGUGUUUCCGAGGAAAACUGAACAUAUGACAGGAAAGGGACAACGUGGAAGGUUGAACACUUCCUGCAAAAUAGUCGUCAAUGGAAAACGCGGCCAACCACAAGUGUCAACUGAUGGAGGGCUUCUAUUCUGUCUCGGGAUUUCUGUUGGCAUUAUAUCUUCUUUCGUUGCAAAUGAAAGGGAAAUAGAAAAAUUGAGACAGUUGCUGAAUCAAACCGAGAACUUGGUUCAAGAUCUUCAAGAGGAACUCGAAAUGAAAGAUGCAAUAACUGUGAAGGAGCUAGUUAAUGGAGAUUGUGACUCACAUUAUAGAUGUGACCGUUCCUUUCACAACAUUGAGCCAAAUAUAUUAUCCCCUGCACAGGAUUUGGAUAAAUUAGCAAGAUAUGAUGGUAAAGAGUUGUCUGAAAAAAUGGUAGAGAAGGAUUCAGAACAUAUUAAAACAAUUGAGGCAGAGCUGGAAGCGGAGUUGGAAAGGCUGGAACUAAGCAUGAAUGCAUCUGCUUUGGAGAGAGGAUUUCCAAAUCUUGUUGAGCUUGACCCAGACCUUGUAGCAGAUGUUGUUGAAGGGGAAUUGAGAGCAGACAUGUUUACUGGGGGAUUUGAUGGCCAAUCUGAUCCAGAUAGAGAUACAACUGGCACCUCUACAACUCACACUGCAAACUAUGCUGUUUCGCCUCGAGAACUGAGCUUGCGUUUACAUGAAGUCAUUCAAUCAAGACUCGAAGAACGCAUCAGGGAGCUGGAGACGGCACUUCAAAACAGCCAGAGGAAUGUACAUGUCUCGGAACUAAAGCACACAGAUUCUUGGAGAGAGUCCUCAGACAGUGAAUGGGGAUCUUCCCCUACCCAUGGAAGUCCAAUUGCCACAGAAGAAUUCAACCCCAUGGCUCAACCCCUUGUUAUAAAUUUAUCAGGAGAAGCAUUGGAUGCAUUCCAUGAGGCUCGCAAAGAGUUGGUGAAAAUUAAGGAAUCAGAAGAAGAGAGCAUACCAUUUGGAGUCUAUGAAGAUUCCCAUCAAAGCUCUUUCUGGGGUGAAGACGGUGAGGAUAAUGAUUCGAUGAUGCUGCAUUGUACAAUCAAUGAGGAGAUUUCUCAUGAGAUAAGCACAUUGGAGUGGGGAUCCAAUGAUGUUGAUGUAACUAGUGAUGAAAAUGAUGAGGAUGACAAGAUGGAGAAGCUAUUGAUCCAGCAAAUUGUGGAGAAAACAAGAAAAGGUUCUCCGGCAGUUUUGAAUGCUCAAAAGGCUUUGUUUUCGGUGGAUGUAAACGAGUGAUGAAAUGAAUGACACCAAGAAAUUUUCACUGUAUAGAAUGUGGGGAAAAGGAGUGAUAUUCUCAUUGACAGCAAAGAUAAUUACAUUGUUCCACCAAAAUUACUUUCAUUUUUUAGCAUAAAAAUUUUCAUGUCUUGAUGAGUAAAA